This is a messenger RNA of Psylliodes chrysocephalus, 312 nucleotides long. The record is from the annotation of a GenBank genome assembly. NCBI's taxonomy places the organism in Eukaryota, Metazoa, Arthropoda, Insecta, Coleoptera, Chrysomelidae.
AUGAUGAUGUUCGAAGUGGGCAGCAUCGGCGGCACGAAAAUGGACGCGGCCGCCGCGCUGCGACAGGCGCCGCACAUGCGCCAACAUUACAGCGUUAAAAAUCAAAUGAUGCGGUUUCUGAGACGGUCGAAAUCCGCCGCGAAUCCGCCUACGGAGAAAAUGACGCCUAAGCAUUCGCAUAAUAAUGGACAUCAUUAUAGGCAUAAUCAUGUAGUGCAUCCUCAGGCUAGGGUGGUGAACCAGGUGGAGGGGUUGCCCUUCGUUGUGGGUAAUAAGACCAAGAAGAAUACUGCACAUGUAGCUUUAAGGUAA